AUGCCAAUCCCUCGACCUCGUCUAAACUACGCGGCUCUCAGCUAUGUCUGGGGUGACGUUCCCAAGAAGUCGUUUCAAGUUGGUCAACUGCUCCCGCAGCUCCCACACACCUUCGAGGAUGCUAUGGUCGCAACUCAAGAGCUAGGUCUGCAAUAUCUGCGGGUCGACUAUGUCUGUAUCGAUCAGCACGACAACUCAUCGAAGCAAGAACAGAUCGAAAUCAUGGGCAUCAUUUAUGGCGGUGCAUAUGUGACAUUGGUUGUGCCUCAUGGCCAAUCUGCUGCAGAGGGAAAGGGAAUCCCGCGUGUGGGAGAGUCUGCCGCAUUUGUUCACCAAGCACAUGUCAGUAUUGGCCGAGGCAAUAAGAUUGUCUCGCGUCUACCAUGCUUAAGGAUCGAGAUGGGAAGCUCUCCCCAUGCACAACGUGCUUGGACUUUUCAGAAGAUACUUCUUUCCCGGCGCCAACUGAUUUUCACAAAACAUCAAGUCCACUUUAGCUGCCGGAAGAUGAUGCAGUGCGAGUCUAGAUUCGAGAAUGGCCGAUUUGACGAUGAAGAGGGUCAACCAUGGACAAUGCAGCCACCAAAACAUUGGAUGGAACAUCAUGUUCGGAAAAGUCAGAUUGGCCUUGUCACUGCCGCCUGUGUUAUAGACUUGGAAUUCACUACCAUUUACUUUCUGCCGCCACCUCUUUACUGCCGCACUUGUUCUCUGGACUUGGCGUCCUCAACUUCAAGGGUAUAA
Capronia epimyces CBS 606.96 is the source of this 744-nucleotide messenger RNA. RefSeq lists its product as uncharacterized. The coding region runs from base 1 to 744 and encodes 247 amino acids. Lineage: Eukaryota; Fungi; Ascomycota; Eurotiomycetes; Chaetothyriales; Herpotrichiellaceae. The transcript has a single exon. The record is from RefSeq and is a predicted model, not a curated record.